AAGAAGAAAGCAACUCAGUGCUCACUGCUAACUGUAUCUGUGUAUGCCCACCACCAUCACCUACUUUUUCUUUCACUUCGCAAUAAUUCAACUCUUUCAAUCAAUCUCCAUCACAUCCUCCACAACUUUCAAACACAAAGCCCGCUCUCUCUCUCUCUCGCUCUCGCUUUUCCCUCUUCUCUUUUAUUCAAAUUUCUCUUUUUUCCAUUGCUUUUUUUCUGUUGCUGUUGCUGAUUGCAAGUAGUGGUUUCAGUGAUUUCUUUUUCCUUUUAUUCAAAUUUGGUUUUCUCUUCCAUUCUCGACACUAUUCCCAUCUCCAUUAAUGAAGACUUCCUGCUCAUCAUCCUCUACCUCUUCCUUUGAUGGAAACUUGGGUAAUUCCCACAAUGCCACCGUCGGUUGUCUCUCUACCAUCGUCCGGCGCCUCCUCUGCUUUGGUGGUCUCCCUACUCACCCCGCCGAUCACCUUAAAGAACCAGACUGCAUCAAGCUGGAUCACGGGCCAACCUCCAAGGAGACGGAGGAAAAGAGUGAGGUUCCCACGGCAACUCCAGGCAUAGUGGCUAGGCUAAUGGGUCUUGAAUCAUUGCCGGCGAAGACUCCAGAUUCAAUUGGCCGAAGUAGGUCUGCAAACUCUGCAGAGUACUGGCCAGAAUUUGAGAAGCCACAGGGACGGCAUCGACGCGUAAGGACUUCUCUGUCGUUUCGCGAAGCCUCCACGUUCUUACAGCUGGAGAACGAAGAUUUCCUUCUCCUCAGCUUUGAGAAUGUGAGAGAAACUAAUGAGCUGAGAUGUAAGGGAAGGAAGUGCGAGACGGGUUUCGGAGAAUUGAAGCAGAGGAAAACAGAGAUGAGUAGAAACAAUAACAAGGAGAACAGAAAAGAGAGAAUCGAGGAGAAGAAGAACAAAACGAACAAGGAAGAUAAAGAAAACAGGAAGAGGGUUCACAGCGAAAAGGAGAAGCCGGAGAGAAGGAUCUCCGACAGACGGCCUUUGCGUGAGGUUAGCAAUCGUUGCGAUAUCAAGGAUCAGGGUUCAACAAAGCUUCCUCAGAAGAAGGAUGCUCACACAAACCAGAAUGCACUUAGGAAGACAGGAAGUCCACCGAAGCCUACUAAACACAAAGACGUCUCUGAGAAAGCAAAACUUGCCAAGAAAAAGAAGAGCAACAACAAUGCCUCUUCAACCAAGAAAGUUGAAACCGAGUGCAACUCGGAAAAUUCAAGCCCAGUUUCUGUUCUUGAUCUCACUAGCUUUCUAGUUGACUCUGAAACUCCUUUAUCAGAAGAAGAAUCGAAGCCAAAAGGUUCAACUUCAAGAAGGAAACUAUCGCCAGAGCUAGCCAAGUCCGAAGGUCCAUCUCCACUUUUUGCUCGUAUUACGAGCUUGGAUGAUUGGGAAUCAAAUUCAUUUGACACAAAAGCAAUCAAGGAAACAAGCAAGGAGGAUGAUCAGGCCCACUUAGAGUGGUGGGGAGAGAUUUGCCAUUUAACAGAUCAAGACAUUAAAACCUCAAGUUGGGUUUCAAGAGAGGUGUCAACGUUGGAAGAAUUCGAUGAGAUCAGGAUUGAAUUCAGCGUACAAAUCCUCGACCAACUUCUACACGAGAUUAUAGACGAAUUUGCGAUAUUUCCUUCCACGAAUUUACUGUACAAUUGUGUAUAAAUUCUGCAAACUCUCUCACUGUACUGUAUUUUUACUUCUUCCCCUGUUAAGACAAUGUGAACUCGAGUUCCCUGAGACUUCAGAGAUCCAUGGCAGUGUGCAUUGUAAGUUGAAAUAAUAA
This is a messenger RNA of Nelumbo nucifera (sacred lotus), 1787 nucleotides long. RefSeq lists its product as uncharacterized. Lineage: Eukaryota; Viridiplantae; Streptophyta; Magnoliopsida; Proteales; Nelumbonaceae. The record is from RefSeq and is a predicted model, not a curated record.